Molecule: messenger RNA, 477 nt
Organism: Fonsecaea multimorphosa CBS 102226
Lineage: Eukaryota; Fungi; Ascomycota; Eurotiomycetes; Chaetothyriales; Herpotrichiellaceae
Exons: 1
Coding region: 1-477 (158 amino acids)
Molecular function (GO): protein binding
Source: RefSeq, a predicted model, not a curated record
AUGCAUAAUUUUGCCAUAGUUCGAGAUAAGACUGGGCAUCUGGAGCCGGCAUUGGCCUUGAUGUCGGAGUGCGUCGAGAUUGAGAGACAGAGGAGGUAUGGUGAUAAUCCUCCUCAAGACAGCAUCGUCUCUUUGCAGUGGCUUGCAAUAUUCUCGAAUAAAGCGGGACGGCACGAAGAGGCAGUCACACAGAUGGAAGAAUGCCUCCACAUUUCGCUGGAAGCCUUUGGGGAAGAUCAUGCUGAAACCAUCAGCGCACGAGCAUGGCUCGAAGAAUGGUCAAGAGAGGAAAAAGGAGAAAAGGACGAAGAGAAGGACGAAGAGAAGGAGAAGGGUUCGUCCGACAACGUUGAAUUAGAGUUGCUACAAGAGGAAUCAGUGAGCAAACCGUCGGACAACUCAUCCCCUCGAAAGCGCUUCAAGCAUGCUCUCUCCGGGGUUUUGCGUGGGAAUUCAGCUACGCGCAAAAGGAAGUGA